Messenger RNA from Pararge aegeria (speckled wood butterfly), 1266 nucleotides. It is a transcript of the gene CCDC53, whose product is annotated as WASH complex subunit 3. The record is from RefSeq and is a predicted model, not a curated record. Gene Ontology annotation, cellular component: WASH complex. Lineage: Eukaryota; Metazoa; Arthropoda; Insecta; Lepidoptera; Nymphalidae. The transcript is spliced from 3 exons. Bases 125 to 622 code for a protein of 165 amino acids. Gene Ontology annotation, biological process: exocytosis; actin filament polymerization.
AUAGUAAAUAAAUAUUUUGUGAAGGUACGCAAAAUGUUAGUGAAGGCAUAUUUUAAAGUUUCUCAAUUCGAAUUAUGAGCUAAGUAGUUUUGCUAUUCAAGAAUUAAAUAAUAAGCAACUAAUUAUGCAAGACACAAUGGCAAACCGUGAAAUUGCCAAUACAGACUUGACGAAGAUCGCUGCUUUACAACAAAAGCGUACAUUGGCCUUUGUGAAUCAUUUCGUGUUCACUACGGUUCAGUUCUUAAACAAUUUCGCAAAGAAUUGUGAGCAGAAAUUAAUGCACUUUGAGAGGAAGUUAGAAAAAAUUAAUGCAACCAUGGUAUUGUUAGAAGCCAGACUGUCAUCAAUACCAGAAGUUAAUAAUACUGCACUAACAGUUAUUAAGCCAGAAGAAAUGAAACAUGAACAGGAAGACCAAAAAGAGACAGAUGCAGAACAAAAUAACGAAGCUGCAUCAAAUGAUAAAGUUGAAUCUACUACUGAAUCUUCAACAAUAAAACCUGAAUAUGAAAGGUUUAUAAAAAUGGUGCAAGUUGGAGUACCAAUUGAUGCUGUAAAAUUAAAGAUUUCACUUGAGGGAUUAGAUCCCAAUGAAUUCGACAUUAUUAUGCGAAAAUAAAAACUUAAGAUUAAACUUUGCCUACAAAGUUAUAAAAAUUGUUAGGUGUUUAAUUAUAUUUAUGUAAAGAAAAAAAGAAAUGUUCCAAAAACAAUGCUAUUGCUGUUGAAGGCUGUACAGAACUAUUUUUUCAAAAUUCAUUUUUAAAUAUUCACUUUAAUUUUAUCUGAUAGAAAAGAAGUAUACAGACAGUAGGGCUGUAUCAUUGCCAAACAGAAAAAAAUUGUGACUUCUUAAUCCCAGACUGGUGGUAAAUAGACAUAAAACUUUUUUUUUAAGAUAGUUGGUAUGAGCAGAUUUAAUGUACUAAGUUCCAACCUAAUGUAAAUAGAAGUUCCCCUUGUACUUUAAAUCAACUGGAACUAAACUUACUUUAGUUUUGAACUAUUCUACUAAAAAUCCAUGAGUUCUUAUGUAAGCAAACUUGAAAUAUCUUUCUAAAUAUUCCUGUACAAAAUCAUAAAUGUUUUUUUCUCUGAAGAGUAAUAUUUAUAUUCUUAAAAAUGUUUCAGCCAAUUUUUUAACUACUUUAAUGAACAGACAUCUCUAGAUGAAUGUUUUUUUUAAUACCUUUCAAAGCUUCAAAUUUAAAUACUGGAAUGAUAAAAAGGUAAUAAAAUAAAGAGAGAAGGGUUUUUAACUUA